Molecule: messenger RNA, 727 nt
Organism: Dimorphilus gyrociliatus
Lineage: Eukaryota; Metazoa; Annelida; Polychaeta; Dinophilidae
Source: the annotation of a GenBank genome assembly
AAUGGAAGAUGUAUUGAUCCUCAACCAGCAUCUAGGCCAUUUACUUGAAGAUUUUGACUGUUUUAAUGGAGGACGUGCUAUACGUUGUGUUGUAAAACCAAAACCAAAACUAUCUACAACACCAGCCAAUGAAUUCAAAUUUUUGAUGUACAAUAUAUUUGAGCGUUUCUACUUUGUAAGUGUUGAUGGUCAGAGAGAAAGAACUUGCAGAAUACCUUCAUGGAUAUUGGAAACUAUUCCAGAUGUCGAUGCCAUUGCUUUCCAAGAAGUGUUUCUUGGUGGCUGUGAUGAAAACAACUUGUCUUUGAAAAAAGUACUCUCUUACUAUGGUUUCAAGUAUGCAAAAUCCAUUGUAGACAGUAUAUUAGCAAUAAAUGGUGGAAUAUUUAUUACUUCAAAAUGGCCGAUAGUAAGAGAAGAAAGUUAUAUAUUUAAAGCUGUAAUUUUUUUUACAGCAGAAAUUUUUGUAGCAAAAGGUGUCUCAUACGCCAGAAUUGAGAAAACUGUUAAUGGUGUUACAAUGCUCUAUAAUUUAAUGUCAACUCACUUACAAAGUGGAGGUGGUGAUGAUAAUACUAUAAGAGAAGCUCAGUGUCAAGAAAUGGCAUCAUUUACUCAGACUCUAAAUAUACCAGCAAAUGAGUCAGUCCUUUAUGCAGGGGAUCUAAACUAUAGACUAGAUGAAUUAAGUUUACAAACUUGUGUAAACUUGCUUAAUUCUAAUUAA